CGACCCGUCAGUCUGCCUUCUUCUCCGAUGCACCGAUCUGGCGAAGCAGCGGCGAAAGUGCAGCGAUGAACGUUACAGCGGCCACCUUCCUCCGCGGUCAUCCGACCCGCGACGAUUUCCGGCGAGACACAUCCGCCGCGUCAAUCCCAACAGCGGCUAAACAAACAGAAGUCAAGAGGUGGGCAAAGUGCAGUGGCAGCGACGACCCACCGGCGGCAACAACUCCUCCGACAUGGCAGCAGCCUCCCCGACGGUGGAAGACCUGACGACGUCUCAACUACUCGGUAGCGACAGC
Cuscuta campestris is the source of this 295-nucleotide messenger RNA. The record is from the annotation of a GenBank genome assembly. Lineage: Eukaryota; Viridiplantae; Streptophyta; Magnoliopsida; Solanales; Convolvulaceae.